GCCGGGGGGAGGCGAAGCUUUUGCGGGCAACGGGCUCGCCCGGAGCGGCGGCACCGGCCACCGGGAUCGACAGCCACCGGGAACGGGCAGGGCCGGUGGGAAGGAUGUUUUCCUCAGUGAAGCCAUACGAGAACCAGCGCUACGCCUCCCUGAAGAAGGAGUGUCAGAGGCGGAAGCAGCUCUUUGAGGACCCGCUUUUCCCCGCCAACGACGACUCGCUCUUCUACAAGUCAAGGAUCCAGGGCAUCCAGUGGAAGCGGCCCAAAGAAAUCUGCGAUGAUCCGCACCUCUUUGUGGAUGGGAUCAGCUCCCAUGACUUACACCAGGGCCAGGUUGGGAACUGCUGGUUCGUGGCUGCCUGCUCCUCCCUGGCAUCCCGGGAGUCUCUGUGGCAGAAGGUCAUCCCAGACUGGAAAGAGCAGGAAUGGAACCCCGAGAAACCUGAGAGCUACGCAGGGAUCUUCCACUUCCAGUUCUGGCGUUUUGGUCAGUGGCUGGAUGUGGUGAUAGAUGACCGCCUGCCCACACUCCACAACCAGCUCAUCUACUGCCACUCCAACUCCAGGAACGAGUUCUGGUGUGCCUUGGUGGAGAAAGCUUAUGCCAAGUUGUCAGGUUGUUACGAGGCUCUGGAUGGAGGUAACACAGCUGAUGCCCUGGUAGACUUUACUGGUGGGGUCUCUGAACCUAUCGACCUGACUGAAGGGGAUUACAUCGCUGAUGAAGCCAAGCGAAACCUCCUCUUCGAGCGCGUGUUGAAGGUGCACAACCGAGGAGGCCUCAUCAGCUGCUCCAUCAAAGCCACGUCGGCAGCUGACAUGGAGGCCCGCCUGGCCUGUGGGCUGGUGAAGGGCCACGCGUACGCGGUGACGGACGUGCGGAAGGUCCGCCUGGGCCACGGCCUGCUGUCCUUCUUCAAGUCGGAGAAGCUGGACAUGAUCCGCAUGCGCAACCCGUGGGGUGAGCGGGAGUGGAACGGCCCUUGGAGUGACACCUCUGAGGAGUGGCAGAAAGUGAGUAAAAGUGAGAGAGAGAAGAUGGGGAUGACAGUGGAAGACGAUGGAGAGUUCUGGAUGACCUUUGAAGAUUUCUGCAAAUACUUCACAGACAUCAUCAAGUGCCGUCUCAUCAACACGUCGUACCUGAGCAUCCACAAGACCUGGGAGGAGGCAGUGCUACGUGGGGCCUGGACCAGAAACAGUGACCCAUUGAAGAACCGCUCUGGAGGCUGUAUCAACCACAAGGAUACCUUUUUGCAGAACCCUCAAUACGUGUUUGAUGUGAAGAAGGCAGAAGAUGAAGUGCUCAUCUCCAUCCAGCAGAAGCCAAAAAGGACCAGUCGCAAAGAAGGCAAAGGAGAGAACCUGGCCAUAGGCUUUGAUAUCCAUAAGGUGGAGCUGAACAGGAACUACCGGAUGCACACCCUGCAGCAGAAGGUGGCCAGCUCCAUUUACAUUAACUCCCGCAGCGUCUUCCUGAGGACGGACCUGAAGGAAGGCCGCUACGUCAUCAUCCCCACCACUUUUGACCCUGGUCAUGUAGGCGAGUUCCUGCUCAGGAUUUUCACGGAUGUGCCUUCAGAUUGCCGAGAGCUGACACUGGAUGAGCCACCACACACCUGCUGGAGUGGGAUGUGUGGUUACCCACAAGUGGUGUCCCAGAUCCAUGUCCUUGCUGCAGCCGGGCUCAAGAAUCAGGACUCCCAAGGAGGAGCUGACCCUUAUGUGAUCAUAAAGUGCGAAGGGCAAAAAGUUCGCUCUCCGGUGAAGAAGAACACUGUGUCUCCAGAAUUUGAUGUGAAAGGGCUUUUCUACCGCAAGAAGCCAGGACAACCCAUCAUUGUUCAGAUCUGGAACCACAACCUAAUAAGUGACGAGUUCUUGGGCCAAGUGGCCCUCACAGGGGAUCCCAGUGACCGGCAGUCGGUGCACACCCUGCACCUCCAGGACAAGGGGAACAAGAGAUCGAACGAUCUCUCUGGAACCAUCGCUGUGAGGCUGCUCAGCAGUAACAUCCUCACCAACGUCUAAGUACUCACAGACUCUUCUUCUGGUGCCACAUACGUGUAUAUAAACAUGCACACGUACAUACAUAUAUAUAUACACACAUACACAGAGCCUACCAACCAUCUGCAAGGUGUAUAUGAACCAUGCAUGCAUUCCACUCAAAGGAGCCAAUCUUGUGUUUUCAAUGUUUAAAAAAAAAAAAAAAAAGGUGCCUUUUUGGGGAACCGCAACGAUCCUUCUGCUGGCGUCCUCCGCAGCCCCAGUUCCCACCCUGUGCCCCGUGGGAUGGCCGUGGGCAUGCCAUGUGUCCUGACAGCCACAGCGCAGUGCCCUGAUGCUGUUUGUUUACACGGGCUGGCACACAGGUGCCACCACGCACACGUGUGGCCACCGCGGUCCCACCCGCUGCUUCAACGCCCCUUCGAUGUCUCUGCUUGGUUCUAGAGUAGUGUGUGUGGAGUCAUCUCCUGUGAAAACUGCCGUUUAAUCGCUUCUCUGUGGAGGCACCUCAGCAAAGGAGAAGUAGAAAAACAGAUUGGGGGCCUCUUGGAUGUUUUCUGGGUAUGGGUUUGCCUACUGCAACUGGAAGGAUGCACCAAGGCAAUCCCAAAUCCACAGGGGCAACGAGACUAAGGGCUCUAUCAUUUUUUGGAACAAGCUAUCUCCUCCUGAGUCUUGUUCAACCCCGUGCAGCUCUGGAAGGAUACAAAGAUGCCCCAACAACCAUGGUGGAACAACUGUUCUCUGGGGUCAAGCUCUUGAAUCGGUCUGGACUCAGCUCCUGCGUGUGCCUCUCGAACUGCCACGGUGCCUGCUGUCCCCAUGUCUUCAUGCAGUCCCCAUCCCAAGAGCUCACCCCAGUAGCUGGGCUGGAUUGUCUGCUGGGGCCGUUGAGUGUUUAGGUAAGAGGGGAUCGGUUCUUCUGAAGGCCAAAGCAUCAGGUCCAAGGGAUGGGGAGCUUUGCUCAACGGGCUCCAUCUUUUACCGCUGCAUACAGUGCAUCAUUUCUCAGUGCCUCGCUUUCCCAAGUUAUUUUUUAAAAAUGGUGGGAUUUUAGCUUGUACUAGAGAAGAGAAGAGGAGUGCUGCUCCCAGCGCAGCCUGAAAGUGCUGGGAAUAUUUCAUUCGUGCCAGUGUCCAUCUCUCACCUUUGAUUUCCAGUCUCCCGGACUGGAGGAUGAGUUGCACAGUGCUAGAGCCAGUCUCACAAGCACAACCCAAAAACCAUCCCUGGGGCCAUGCCUAGGGCCAUGCUCUGCUCCUGGUUGCCAUGAAGACUGGGUUUAUCCUCCUUAUUCCACUGGGUGGCAGAAUCCGGCUUCUUAAAAACCAUCCCAGAUAAGCCAAACAACAAACCCUUGUCUGGCCUUUCAAGCAGCUGAUCAGGGCAGGUUUCAAACCAUUUUUUCCCCCUGUUGCUUAGGUUGGGUUUUUUUUUUUUUCUUCUUCAUGUGCCUUUAAAAAUGGUGCAAGGUAAGGGUUUUUUCUGUCAGAUUUUCUAAAGAGCAAAUCUUUUGCAGUCACCUGCAUGCAAGUGGAAAUGAAUUUCUAUGGUGUAAACUUAUCAUCUUGGUAAAUUUUGGGCUGAGCAGAGUCCUCUGCUUGCAAGGACAAAGGGACAUGAAAGCCUUCUUUUGCCAUAGCAAGUAGGGUUUUUGUUUGUCCAACUAAAUAACUAUGUUUAUGCUGCAAAUCUGUAUUUUUUUUAAAGUCCCUAAAAAUCUACUAAGUGUUUAACAUGGUAAGAUGUUCCCCAAAUUCAUCUGCAAUCUCAAUGUUAGCUGCCAUCUCAAUUGUUGGUGCAUCCAGAAGCAAAGAGUAAAAUUUCAUUGAUUUUUGCAGGCUGUUGUUCCCCUUUCCUCAUCUUCAGGGUUUACCUCCUGUGGUUAUGAAUUGAGUUUUUGACCAAAUUGCUUAUUUUCUCUAGGUCCUUUUUUCCAAGCUUAGAGGCAAGUUGUGGCCCACAGGAUGCUCAUCCCAAGUAUUAGCUAUUCCUGGCUUGUGCUGAGCACCCUCCAGCUCCUGUUGCCAUCACCGGGACCUGGUUUAGUUGAGCAGAAUUGGCUCAAAUGCUCCUAAUUUGAUAAAGUGGCAUUUUGACCCCAAGGUCAAAGCAAAGCCUUGAAUUUGGGCAGACCAAUUCAGAGAUGUUUCGAUUUUAUUCUGGCUUUGUUCAUUGGACUCACCACUGAAAAUAAAUGGAAGCAGCAUUUUGGGGGCAGGAUGUAGGUCUUAGGAGAAGAUCUCACAGACUGACAUUGAGAGUGGUACGUGAGAGGGUCUGUGAUGCCCAAAGAUACCUCACCUGGCAGGGAGAAGCUGUUUAUCUAAGGGAGAACAUCCCAGGAACUUCCCAGCAGCUUUGCACCAUCAUCGGCAGCUGGAGUUAGCCAGCCUGCCAGCUUUAGCCUUGUUUUCUCAGGAAAUCAGGCUACUGAUAGCUUCAGCAAAGGAGAGCCAUUUGGCCAGGAGUGCCCUGCCACAUGCCAAACUGCACCGUGAUCCCCAAGGAACGGUGCUGAAGCUUGCUGAGGAGUAACCAUGCCCUGGUACCCAUGGGCAGCUUCCUUCCUACAAAGAUUCAAGCCAUAAAGAGAGGAAAGGCAGCUUUUUAACAGCUUCCUCAAAAAAAAAGAAAAAAAAAAAAGAAAGAAAGAAGCAAAAACCUUUAUCACACUGUAUCAGGACCAAAAUGUCUUAAUAUUAGUAAUAUUGUUCCUUUUUUUUUUAAUAAAAAAGAAACUUUUGAAAAGCUAAUGCAGAAGCUUUCUUCCCCUUACAUUUCCAACGGAAUAACAAAAAAUACCUUUUUGCUUUUUUUUUUUUUUGUCUUUUUUGUAGAGGAGUUAUUGAAAUGCUAUUCCUGAUGUUGAUGCCUUUUCUCUUUGAAUGAAGUAAACAGAAAUAUUCAGGGUUU
Messenger RNA from Calidris pugnax (ruff), 4922 nucleotides. RefSeq names its product calpain 5 (gene CAPN5). Bases 105 to 2030 code for a protein of 641 amino acids. Gene Ontology annotation, molecular function: calcium-dependent cysteine-type endopeptidase activity. The record is from RefSeq and is a predicted model, not a curated record. Gene Ontology annotation, biological process: proteolysis. Gene Ontology annotation, cellular component: cytoplasm. The transcript is spliced from 13 exons. Lineage: Eukaryota; Metazoa; Chordata; Aves; Charadriiformes; Scolopacidae.